This is a messenger RNA of Dracunculus medinensis (Guinea worm), 369 nucleotides long. Lineage: Eukaryota; Metazoa; Nematoda; Chromadorea; Rhabditida; Dracunculidae. The record is from the annotation of a GenBank genome assembly.
AUGGCAGAUGAUGACGAUUAUGACGUGGAAAUGGACGCGGAUGAUUAUGGGGAUGAAGAACAAGUCGGUGAUCUCGAUUUAGAAGGUGGCGACGACUUGGAACGAGCUGGUGAAAAAACUGCAGCUGCUGAGCGAGUAACAACUCCUUUCAUGACGAAAUAUGAACGGGCGCGUAUAUUAGGGACCAGAGCAUUACAAAUUGCAAUGGGUGCACCCGUAAUGGUUGAACUUGAAGGCGAAACAGAUCCUUUAGAAAUCGCCAGAAAAGAACUCAAGGAUCAGAAAGUUCCAUUGAUCGUCAGGAGGUACUUGCCGGAUGGUUCUUUCGAAGACUGGAGUAUCGAUGAAUUAGAUUUUACUGACUGGUGA